AUGGGACUUUUCCUUGGUUACCUUCUGGGUUUCGCAGUUGCCUUGGGAUUGAUUGUGGGAUUUGCAAAAUACCAAAAUCUCAGAUCCAAGAAGCGCAUUGAUUUGAUGCAGAAGUUAUGUUUAUUAUAUAUCAUCACAUUCUUUUCGAGUUUGUCUUGUUUUCCAAGUCAUGAGAUUGUCACUCCACCAAGAGUUGCCAUUUUGGAGAGUGAGCCUAAUGAGAUAGUUAUAGAAUUGGAUAUGCAGUGGGAUGGAAAUCCAGAUAUAGUGCUUGAUAUCAAGACUAGAGUUGGGGUGGCACUGCCAAUACAGGCCGGUAAGGUGAAGGAUGUGUGGCUGAAGCUAGUGAAGGAUCUUGACAUCCAGAGAGAUAACAACAAGAAUCGUGGUCAGGUGCAUUUGGAGCUGAUUUACUGUCCGUUUAGCACAGAGAAUGUUUGGACCCAUUUGAUCCCUAACUUCUGUAGAGAAGGCACUCAAACAUUUGACAGUAGGGAAGCUGCUGCUGCCAAUAAGAAGGAUAUUAUUGUCAGAGGAGUUCUCUCAGUGACUGUGGUGUCGGCGGAAAGUGUGCCAGCUACCGAUCUCAUGGUAAAAUCGGGCCCUUUUGUGGUGCUAACAAUGAAGAAAUCCGAGCACAGAAACAAGACAAGGGUGCCAUUUUCUUGA
Messenger RNA from Salvia splendens (bonfire salvia), 669 nucleotides. Its product is annotated as synaptotagmin-4. Bases 1 to 669 code for a protein of 222 amino acids. Gene Ontology annotation, molecular function: lipid binding. The transcript is spliced from 6 exons. Gene Ontology annotation, cellular component: endoplasmic reticulum. Lineage: Eukaryota; Viridiplantae; Streptophyta; Magnoliopsida; Lamiales; Lamiaceae. The record is from RefSeq and is a predicted model, not a curated record.